AUGGAGAGCCCUCGACCGUCUGACGCAAGUACUCCCUUGGAGCCUUAUUCUCCAGGAUGCGUUGAUACACCGGCGACGCAGUCAUCCGUCUUGUUCGAUGGAAAUCUUGAAGAGCUGCUGCGCAACUUCCCCCUGGAUCAAUACAUUCUCGUCACCGGCGGUCUCGGUUUCAUUGGAAGUCACACAACAUUGGAGCUACUCAAGGCCAAUUAUAACGUAAUAGUCAUCGACAACCUUAGCAAUGCUUUCCUGAACGUCUUCGAUCGCAUCAAAACCCUGGCUUCGAAGUACCAUGAGCAACAAGGAACUAAAAUGCCCGAGAUGCAUCUGCAUGCCCAUGAUUACCGCGACAGCGUUGCUCUUCGCAAGCUUCUUGAGCAAUAUCAGAUCCAGUCCAGAUGGGGUACACCAAAGACCAAGAUCUCCGGCGUCAUCCACUUUGCUGCCCACAAGGCGGUUGAGGAGAGUAUCAAGAAUCCUCUGAAGUACUACGCAAACAAUGUCAGCGGUCUCAUCGACUUUGCCACGACGUUGGGUGAGUUUGGUAUCAAGACCUUCGUCUUCUCGUCGUCCGCCACCGUAUACGGAACUCUGGCAACCUCCGGCCUUCCCCUCAAGGAGGAGCUUUGUGUCCACAAGGAUGAGAUCUUCCAAGAUCGCGACGGGUCCGAGAAACUCAUGGAACCAGGGUGCACAGGCAUCACAAACCCCUAUGGACGCACGAAAUGGAUCUGUGAAGCUAUCUUAGCAGACCUCGCGGCCUCCGAUCCAGAGUGGACAAUCGUGGCUCUACGAUACUUCAACCCGGUAGGAUGCGAUGAAUCUGGCCUUCUCGGUGAAGAUCCGAAGCAAAUACCUACCAACCUUCUUCCAGUUGUCGUCAAGGUCAUGACUGGGCAGUACAAGGAGCUGCAGAUGUUUGGAACCGACUGGGACACGGAAGAUGGCACGGCUGUCCGUGACUUCAUCCACGUCACGGAUCUGGCUCGGGGACAUAUCGCAGCCCUCAGUGCUGCCAACGAAGGAAAGCUCAAGGAAAAUUUCCGCACAUUCAACCUCGGAACCGGCACAGGCCAUUCCGUAAUGGAAGUGGUAAACACUAUGGAGAGCGUGUCUUCUAAGGAAAUCCCAAGAAGGGCUGCUGACCGCCGCGCGGGCGAUGUCGGUUCCUGUGUUGCUGUGGCCACCAGAUCAGAGGAGGAGCUGCAGUGGAAGACCGAGAAGACACUGACUGAUGCCUGUGCCAGUCUGUGCAAUUUCCUAGCUGUCAGUGGACUGUCCUCUUAG
Molecule: messenger RNA, 1287 nt
Organism: Aspergillus bombycis
Lineage: Eukaryota; Fungi; Ascomycota; Eurotiomycetes; Eurotiales; Aspergillaceae
Product: NAD-dependent epimerase/dehydratase family protein
Exons: 1
Coding region: 1-1287 (428 amino acids)
Biological process (GO): beta-D-galactose catabolic process via UDP-galactose, Leloir pathway
Cellular component (GO): cytosol
Molecular function (GO): UDP-glucose 4-epimerase activity
Source: RefSeq, a predicted model, not a curated record